Molecule: messenger RNA, 1719 nt
Organism: Penicillium cosmopolitanum
Lineage: Eukaryota; Fungi; Ascomycota; Eurotiomycetes; Eurotiales; Aspergillaceae
Product: amino acid permease/ SLC12A domain-containing protein
Exons: 2
Coding region: 1-1719 (572 amino acids)
Biological process (GO): amino acid transmembrane transport
Cellular component (GO): membrane
Molecular function (GO): amino acid transmembrane transporter activity
Source: RefSeq, a predicted model, not a curated record
AUGAUUGUCACAUCUGACAAGGUUUCUAACGAUUGUAGCAGAGGCGACAGCACAAAAUGUAUCGAGUAUGAGCACCGAGAGGAGGCCACGGAGAUUAGUGCAAUUAGCUCUGGAGGCCUUCAUCGACGCCUCAACAACCGCCAUAUCCAGCUCACAGCCAUUGGCGGAACUAUUGGAACUGGCCUCUUUAUCAGCAUCGGUGGCGCGUUGGCUACGGGUGGGCCGGGCAACUUGCUACUUUGCUUCCUGGCCUACUCCUGCGUCAUCUCCCUGGUCAAUAACUCGGCGGCAGAGAUGGUGACUCAAAUGCCCAUCUCAGGAGGUUUCAUUCGUCUGGCCGGGCAUUGGGUGGACGACGCACUCGGUUUCGCCGUCGGUUGGAAUUUCUUCCUCUACGAAGCCCUCCUGAUUCCCUUUGAGAUCGUGGCGUUGAAUGGGGUGACAUCUUACUGGGCACCGGAGAUCGCUCAGCCAGGUCCACUUGCUGGGUUUUGCUUGGGUGUCAUCAUCUUCUACGGUCUUCUCAAUAUCGUAGCUGUGUCCGUCUUUGGAGAGGCCGAGUUCUGGCUCUCUGGCGGCAAAGUCAUCCUCAUGUUCAUAGUCUUCGCCUUCACAUUCAUCACGAUGGUUGGUGGGAACCCUCAAGGUGAUGCAUAUGGGUUCCGCUAUUGGAACAACCCCGGUCCUUUCGUUUCGCAGGCGGCUUCCACCGAGGCUCUUGGCCAGUUCGAAGGUUUCUUGAGCGUGCUUGCGGUUGCGGCUUUCAUCAUCGUCGGGCCUGAUUAUAUCACCAUGAUCGCUGCAGAGGCUAAACACCCAACCAUCUACAUCAAGACAGCCUUCAAGACCGUCUACCUCCGUUUUGGCAUCUUCUUCAUCGGCAGUGCGCUCGCCGUCGGCGUGGUUCUCCCCAGUAAUGAUCCGAAGCUGCAGCAAAUCUUCAUCAACGGCGAAGGCUCCUCAACCGCCGCUGGCUCUCCGUACGUCAUCGCAAUGAAAAAUAUGGGCAUCACCGUCCUGCCUCAUAUUGUGAACGCUCUCCUCUUCACCAGCAUUCUCUCUGCUGGCAACACAUAUACAUACUGUUCGGUGCGUUGCCUGUACGGCCUUGCAGUCCAGGGACACGCACCUCCUUUCCUCAAAAGAUGUACAAAGAAGGGCAUUCCUAUCUAUUGCUUCCUUGUCACCAUGCUUUUCCCAUUCCUAUCCUUUCUUUCGGUUAGCAAUGGCUCCGCCAAUGCCCUCAAUAUUCUUCUAUCAGUCAUUGCUGGCGGCGGGCUCGUAAACUACGUCGUCAUAUCGAUUACAUACCUGCGCUACUACAACGCUUGCAAAGUCCAAGGCGUCACUCGCAGGAAUCUGCCCUACUAUGGAUACUUCCAACCCUACGGCGCUUGGAUCUCCUUGGUUCUGGAAUUCCUUGUGGCCAUCGGCUACGGCUAUAGCGCUUUCACGCCAUGGAGUCUCCAAGGCUUCUUUGCUAAUUAUACGAUGCAGCUUCUCGCCCCAAUUCUCUAUAUCUUCUGGAAAGUGGUCAAAAGGUCCAAGCUGAAGGAAGGCUCUGAAGUCGAUCUCGUGUGGGAGCGGCCAGCGAUCGAUAUCUACGAAAUCCAGGCGAUGAUUGACGAUCCACCGAUCUCUUUCUGGAAGGAGAUAGGCACGAUUACAGGCAUGAACCGAGCCUUGAGAUAUUUCUUUAAAUCGUCAGAUCGAUCCUAG